UCUGCGCGGGGCUCCCCCUGGCGGCCGCCGCGGCCCUUCCCACAAUGCCCGUUCAGGCUGCGGGGUCCCGGCCGCCGCGGCUCCAAGAUGGCGCAGGCGAUAUUCGAGGCCCUGGAAGGAAUGGAUAAUCAGACAGUGCUGGCUGUUCAGUCCUUGCUGGAUGGUCAAGGAGCAGUUACAGAUCCAUCUGCUCAAAAUGUCAAUGCAUCCAACACCAUCCAGUCCAUGGAUGAUGAGGAUGUGUUCUUGUGUGGAAAGUGUAAGAAGCAGUUCAACUCACUGCCAGCAUUCAUGACUCACAAGAGGGAGCAGUGCCAAGGAAAUACUCCUUCAUUGGCUACGGUCUCUUUGGCCACCAACAGUGUGUACACGCCAUCUAUCACAUCGGUGCAGCCAGCUCAGAGCGCCAAUCGACAGCAAAUUUCCACAUAUAUCACAGUUCCCCCAUCUCCUCUGAUCCAAACACUAGUGCAAGGAAAUAUCUUAGUCAGUGAUGAAGUACUGAUGUCAGCCAUGUCUGCUUUUACAUCCCUGGACCAACCAAUGCCCACAGUGCAGCCCUCUGUACAGAGCAGUUUGAGUAUGCACACUGGAGCUGGAUAUCUUUCCCAGCCUCCCCCGCCUCCUCCACCCCCGCCUCCUCCCCCACCGCAGCCACCUCCGCCUACCCCUCAGACCCUGGGAGCACCAGGACAGCCAAGCACUGGUGGCAGUGGGGUGGUAGAGGUCUACAGCACGUCUGCCUCUAUGGCAGGAAAUGGCACAGUGGAGAUACAGACUCUGGGAAUGCAACCCUAUCCACCCAUAGAGGUUCCAAGCCAGUGUGUGGAAAGUGCAGUGUAUCCAUCUCCGCCAGUGUACAGCCCUGGGAAGCAGGGAUUCAAAUGCAAAAGCACCAACACUGCUGCUCCUUUGACCAAUGCAGGUGGGGGAAAUGUGGCGAGUUUUGAUUCCACCUCAACUUCCAAAAGUAGGCGUUCCAAAAAUGAGAGCGGGCUGCAGGAAGGGAAACCUAAAUCCCCCAAACUGAAAUGCACUUACUGUGACAAGGCCUUCACCAAGAACUUUGACUUGCAGCAGCACAUCAGGAGUCAUACAGGUGAGAAGCCUUUCCAGUGUAUUGUGUGUGGUCGAGCCUUUGCCCAAAAAUCUAAUGUGAAGAAGCACAUGCAAACCCAUAAGGUGUGGCCUCCAGGACUUGGAUGCACCAUCUCCCGCAACUCUAUCACAGUGCAGGUCAUGGCACUGAAUCCCAACCAGCAGGAGGAUGAAGAGAAUACAGGUUUAAGCCAGGCAUCCAGGAACCCUCCGCAGCAUCCUCAGGCCAUGGCCUCUGUAGAAGAGAGCGAGGCUGGCAAAUUGGAGGCCAAACAGGUUGUUUUGAUUGACAGCUCUUAUCAGUGCCAGUUCUGUCCCGGUAAAUUCAACACCUACUUCCAGCUCAAAUCACAUAUGACACAGCACAAGAAUGAGCAGGUGUACAAAUGCGUGGUGAAAAGCUGCGCUCAGACAUUCCAGAAGCUGGAGUCCUUUCUAGAGCACAUCAAGAGCCACCAGGAGGAGCUAAGUUAUCGCUGCCAUUUGUGCAGCAAGGACUUCCCCUCCCUCUAUGAACUGGGUGUCCACCAGUACUCACACAGCCUGCUGCCCCAGCACAGCCCCAAGAAGGACAUGGCCGUAUACAAAUGUGUCAAGUGUGUAAAUAAAUACUCCACCCCAGAAGCCCUGGAGCACCAUCUGCAGACAGCAACGCACAACUUUCCCUGUCCUCACUGCCAGAAGGUGUUCCCUUGUGAGCGGUACCUACGACGGCACCUCCCCACGCAUGGAGGGGGUGGCAAAUUCAAGUGCCAGAUCUGUAAGAAAUUUUUCCGCCGGGAGCACUACCUCAAGCUACAUGCCCACAUUCACUCGGGUGAAAAGCCCUUCAAGUGCUCAGUAUGUGAAGCAGCCUUCAAUCGGAAAGAUAAACUGAAACGACACAUGCUUAUCCAUGAGCCUUUCAAGAAGUAUAAAUGUCCCUUCUCAAGUCACACGGGAUGUAAUAAAGAGUUCAACAGGCCAGACAAGCUGAAAGCUCAUAUACUCUCCCAUUCAGGGAUGAAGAUUCACAAGUGCCAGUACUGUAACAAGUCCUUCAGCCGACGGGCUCACAUGGUGGAACAUCAGCGCUCACACACUGGCAACUACAAGUACCGCUGCCCCACCUGCAGCAAGGGCUUCACACGCCAGAAGUACAUGAAGGACCACAAGUGCCGUCUGAGCUCGCCCAAGGACAAAGAGCUGCAGCUCAGGAAGCCCCAAAAGAAGCGGGCAGCUCGUGGGCGGAAAAUGGGCCUUCCUUUUCCCAACCAGCUAGCCCUGGCAGAGCUGAAGGACAAUGGACAGGCAGAGAGCCCCCAGGAGGGUGGCCCCAACAAAGAUCAGUUUCAGGAGUCAGAUGCAGUCCUGUCCAUUGUGGUUGGUGGGUCAGCAGCUGCAGAUUCAGACCUGGUUGUCCCUGGGCAGCCCAGCAGCAUCGCAUCCAAUCUUGCCCUGGCAGAGCUGCAGACUGGCAUGGAGGGUCCGUGCACCAUGCUGGCUGUCCCUGUUUACAUUCAGACUACUGAGUGAUAACACUGUGCCCUCUGUGUGCUUAGUGUGGAAUUAGGUGAGGUUCCUGCUUUCUUCACUCAGGAAAUCCUGCUGGAGAAGACAGGUGCAUGGGGCUGAAGUUUCCAUGUCAGUGAUAUGGGAACCAGAACUCUUAGGGAUGGGAGUGGGUAGCAGAGUGAAUGGCCUUCAUCACCACCUACUCUUCCCUUAUGCAGGCAAAUAAUUCCUUGGGUGGCAUCAAUAGCUACCAGGCACAUAGGAGAAUAGGUACAUUUUCUUGGCUAUGUUCAGCACUUGUCGGUGCAGGGUAAGAAUAACCAGGAAUCUUGAAAGGCGGUGGGAAGAACAACAGAGGCCAUUGCAAUGAACUCUAAAUGCUUCCAUGGGCAGAGGAAUUUGCAAAUCAUAGGCUGUCCUUUUCAUGGUUUUAUUUUAAAAGCUGUAUUGCCCAGUACUAAGGUGUCCUUUUCAGGUGCAAAAAAUGAUCCUUCCUACUGGAAUCAAGUUCAUACCUUUGGGACCAUUGGUCAGAAACAUUCAGAGUAGAUUUCUCUCAUCUAUCUAUAUCAGCAGAAAUCCCACAUUGUCUGUACUAUGUAUAAACAAAUGGGGCCUGAUGCGCAUUGCUCCCCCUGAUGUCAGGGAGUGAGGAGCCAGCUGUGCAUUGUGUCCUGGGUUUUGUGUCUGAACUGCAUGUAUGUGUAUGUUCUUGUCUUCUGUUUGAAGUUCUUCCAUGGCAAGUUUUUAUCCAAGGACCUCAAAGUGCCUUUGACACAAAUGAAUUCCUCUUCACAGCAGCUAAAUAUCCCCACCGAGCAGCUGGGGAAGCAGGCACCCAAAUGGCAUGUGAACUGUCACAGGAAGUCUGCAAUAGAGCCAGGAGCUGAAUCCACAUUUCCUAGCAUUGAAUCCACUAGCCUAAGCACAGCACUAUACACCUUAAUACUUUCCAUGCAUAAUAGCUGUAAUAAUAGGUUGACCAAAAUCCUAAAUCAGCUCCAAGCCAUUGGCCACUGGUUGGAAGUUCAGUCUGUCACUAACAAACUGUCUACCAAUGUAUACAUUAGGUAAGAGAGUCCUCUUAGGGGCUGAUGUCUCUACCUUCAAUCCAGCCUGAGUUCUUUGGCUGCCCAAGCAGCAGAUCUCCUGAUCUAUUGCUAGAGGAGUGAUCCUAAUUUGGCAAAGGUAUUGUUCUUUAUGCCUUAUCCCUUCCACAAUACAAGUUGACAUGGAUGAUCCUAGAAAUCUUGGUGUUCAUGCUAUGCCCUAUAAGUGAGGAUGAAAUGUUGGAAGAUCCCCUGAUCUAGUUGACUGUGACCCUGUUUGUAUCCAGCACCCAUCAUAAUGAAGAUACCUAAGCAAGAAACUCCCAGACCUGAGUAAUCUAAACUGGGAUUAGAAAAAGAAGAAGAAUGUGGUGGAGGAGAUAAUCCUGCCUUGGCCCUUGGGCCUGGGCAAGGUGGGAGGCAAGAGGUUUUUUCCAGUUCUCUGAUACAAAUUUCCCUUCCUUGUGAUCAGGAUCCUGCCUGUGGCAGGUAAUAAAACAUUGUUGUUUGCUAUA
Molecule: messenger RNA, 4156 nt
Organism: Alligator mississippiensis (American alligator)
Lineage: Eukaryota; Metazoa; Chordata; Crocodylia; Alligatoridae
Gene: ZNF341
Product: zinc finger protein 341
Exons: 15
Coding region: 88-2613 (841 amino acids)
Source: RefSeq, a predicted model, not a curated record